Rhipicephalus sanguineus (brown dog tick) is the source of this 594-nucleotide messenger RNA. RefSeq lists its product as uncharacterized. The record is from RefSeq and is a predicted model, not a curated record. NCBI's taxonomy places the organism in Eukaryota, Metazoa, Arthropoda, Arachnida, Ixodida, Ixodidae. The transcript has a single exon. Bases 1 to 594 code for a protein of 197 amino acids.
AUGCUACAUUCAUACCACAGUACACCACAGCGCGAUAUUCCUUUUGAUGCAGCGCUCAAUGUGUGGCUGGUGGCGGCGACGACUCUGGUAGCGCCUUCGCUACAGUCUCAGAUAAUCAUCAUCCGGCGCACCGAGGAGGCGGCCGACGACGGCUGGAUCAACGUCGUCCAGCGAGGCCGACAUCUGCCGCCAACGCCACUGCAUAGACCACCGUCAUCGUGGGCACCGGCGGGCUGGAACAACCACGGCUUCGUGGCGGCCCGCCGGGUGCACCAGCCUUGGCACGUGGGACCCGUGCUGGUGGGUGCUGGAGGUGGCAUACCCGGAGGAGGAGCAGACUGGAAGCCGCUGUGGAUUCCGCUGGAUGGUAGGCACGGCUGGAGGCCGCAGUGGCCUCCAAGAGUGCCGUCAUCUACGCCAACUCCAUCUUCACCUACGCCACCACCACCACCUUCACCGCCUCCACUACCGCCACCGCCGCCCCCUUCAGAAGAACCGAAGCCCACGGCCGAGUCCAACCAACAAGAACCGCCAGCCAAGCAGGCCGUGUCCACUGAGAGCCCUGGUGCUUCCGGAAAAAACAAGGAACCGUAG